UUGUAGCUGACUCUUGUUGUGGUAGCCUAAUAGUCAUAGAGAAAUUAGUAUAGGUGUUCGCUACUCUCCGUGGGAGAUCUGGGAACGUAUCUCCUGCAGAGUAAUAUAGUAUUAUAUUAUGUUAAUCACAAAACAGUUGGGUGACACUCGCACAGAACCAGCUCGCACUACAAAGUCUAUAGUGUUGCACCCUUGGACAGUAGGACUACAAAGUCACACGCCCUGGCAGAGGCCCACUGGAUCGUUUCUAAAAUGCAAUGAAUGCAGUGUUUAAUCUAGCAGCCAGGCUGAGAAGCCUCUCGCCGAAAACUCGGUGAGGCAUGAAGUUAGAAUCCUUUAAUUCAGUCAUUCAUUACGUAGCGGAAACAAGCGUAUACACUUGAGUUUCUCCGCCCCCUGGUGAUGUUUUACAAUUAGUGUAUCGGAAACCUAGCCAGAUGCUAGCUACCUUAUCAGGAUGGCAUCACGUUGGGAAAGUCGACGAUUGAGCAGAGGUUUCAACUUAAUUGAUGUGCCUAAUGUGGACUAGUUAGUGCUAAACUAACUGUAGAGAUUCUAAAUGUCAUGUGAUGACAAGAAGAUGUUCAAGUGUUUCCUGAUGGUCAAAUGUCCCCUUCUUACUCUACGGUAGUGAUUAUGGAUGAGUGUUGCAACUUGUGAUAAUGUUGCUCAUGAAGAAAGUUCACAUUCUCACAUCUCUUUGAUUUCAAUGGAGGGAAACGAAUGAACUACCUUGUAAUGUAUACUAUACAGUAAUCAUGAAUGGACAACCUUGUAAUGUAUGGUAAUUGGGACUGUGAUGGAAAGGACCAGUGAUGGGUUGAUGUUGAUACAAAAUUAUGCACAUAAUGUUACAGUGGUUAUCAAACUAUUGAAAACUGUGAAUAUACUAGUAUCCACAAAAAGUCUGGACUGGACCCCGGUCCCUUAAUCAUGGAAGACCCCUUUCUGGAUUAUUGCUCCUCCCAGGAGUUGGCAGGAGAGGCAGAUGCUUUCAUUUGUACAGAAUGUGGAGAAGGUUUUGUGCAGUACUCCAGACUAGUCAGUCAUAUGGCCAUUCAUGGACCUUCAGAUUCAUUGCAGUUUGAUGCUACCAGUAAUGACUUUGAAACUGCCAUAGAGUUUGCUCUUCAUAAAAAUGGAACACUUACUGUAGUUGAGAGAUUGGACAAAGUAUCAAGUCAGUUUACUGAUCCCCAGUCACAGUCCACCACAGGGUCAUCAGAAAAUGGCACCAAGCUUUUUCCAUGUGAAAGAUGCGGCCAAGUAUUUAGUAGUAAGUUAAGUGUACAACAGCAUCAGCGGUAUCAUUCAUUGGGGCAAGGAUACAAAUGUACCUUGUGCUGCAAGGUUCAUUCUGACAGAGAGUCUCUUCGGGAACAUCUUCAAGAUCAUGCUCAUGAGAAAUUCUAUAGUUGUGGACACUGUGGAAAAAGAUUCCUAAAACAGGAGACUUUAUCAGUUCACCAAAAAGAAUGGCACGGAUCGCUUGUGGCCAGGAAUUCCAGCAAACUUGCAAAGACUCAGGAAAACAAUAUUGGGAAGUUCUAUCAGUGCAAGUUAUGUGAAUUGCACUUUUUUUGGCUAUCUGACCUACAGAGCCAUCUCAUCAGUCACUCCCUCAAAAAAAUUGUGCCUACAGACACCACUGAAUCGAUCAUUGAUGAGAAGGUACCCAGUGACCCUUCUCCUAAAAACAGUGCUGACAGAGCAUACCGAUGUGGUUUGUGUGGAAAAAGCUUCCAGAUACUGUCGGACCUCAAACAACAUCAUUUGUCGCACCAGACAAAGGAGGACAAAUCAAAAACAGUGGAAUCAAAGGCUACAACAAGACGGUCCCCAUCUGAUAACGUAAACAGAUCUUUCACACCCAAGCAACAGAUUCAUAGGUCGGAUGCUCCCAGGUCAAGAAGGAUGCGGGGUCGAUCACGUGGGUCCCACCAAAGCCACACUAAAUUGUAUCCAUGCAAACACUGCCACCGUGUAUUUGUGCACUCAAGUAGUCUUUCUCGUCACAACCGGUACCAUAAGGGAACUCUGCACACUUGUGUCUACUGUGGGAGACACUUUCCACAAAGAUGUGAUGUCACCAGGCAUAUAGCCAUGUACCAUAAAUCAGAACUGACAGCUACAGCUGAUGAGAAUUCUAACAAGCACAAAGAGUCACCAGAAAAGAAUGCUUCAGAGGAACAAGUAGCCGAAAAGGAUUUAGAUUUAGAAAGUCCAAGCAAUGAAUCCUCAGGGGCAAAAGAGAAAUCUGGUCCUCCUAAGGUACGAUUGUCUUUUAAGUGUCGUGAUUGUGGUAAAGUGUUUGGUUUGCUUAGUGUUUACCAACGGCAUCAACGUUACCACAAAAGAGAACCAGCUCGACAGCUACACAAAUGUACUCACUGUCGGUGCCGUUUUUCACAACUAUCGGCUCUUGAGCGCCAUCUAAAAACCCAUGACCAUGAGGCAUCUUCCGAGGUAGGAAAAGAAGGAUCAGCUACUGCAGAUACCAGUAAGGAUGACAACGUGGAAUCAGAGGACACUGACGAUACAGUUGAUGAUGAAGAUGCAAAUCCUGAAGGUGAUGAGAGUGUGAAUGCUGAAGUGCUGUAUGAAUGCACGGUGUGUGCCCAAACCUUUUCUUCCAUGAAAAUGUUCAUGAAACAUCAGCGUGAGCAUGGUUAACUUUGGGUGAGGAUUUCAUGUGUGAACGACAACAAGUUAACUACAAUUACUGAUCAUGUACAAUUGUAGCCCUGCUGUUUCUUGCUUACGAAGGCAAGAAUCUUAUUCCAAAAUGUCUUCAUAGUCCUAUAUUUUAAACAAAGGACUGUUGUUUGCCUUUGUAUGUUACACUUGACUAUCAAUGUCUCUUAAUUAGUGUUUUAGCACAUGGUGUCCCUUUUCUAUAACAGUGUGCAGUGCCAAAAUCAUGGAUAGGUUUUAGAUUUAUCAGUCAUCACACUAUUUCUUACUUGCUUUUGUGCUUCUGCCAUCCCCAUACAUCUACAUAAACUCCUUGUUGGUAGAUUUCAGAAGACAGGACAUUUGAUGUGGCGUUCAUUGUGCAUGAUAUUAGACCGUAUGUGUGGAUCAUUGGGGUGGAUAAACACCCAUGAGACUUUUAAAUGCUGUGCUAGAUCCAAAUGCCAGUCGAUCUUCUCAAUCAUUGUGAAUUUUAUUUCUGCCAAUGCGGCCAUUAUUCUGGCCACAACAGAAUGGACGAAGGAAUGUUGGCUUAGCAAACUGUUUUUACUGUGUGAAUUAAAUCUAAAUGUUUCUUCUUAA
Clupea harengus (Atlantic herring) is the source of this 3276-nucleotide messenger RNA. RefSeq lists its product as uncharacterized. Gene Ontology annotation, molecular function: RNA polymerase II cis-regulatory region sequence-specific DNA binding; DNA-binding transcription factor activity, RNA polymerase II-specific. NCBI's taxonomy places the organism in Eukaryota, Metazoa, Chordata, Actinopteri, Clupeiformes, Clupeidae. The record is from RefSeq and is a predicted model, not a curated record. Gene Ontology annotation, biological process: regulation of DNA-templated transcription.